AUGACCGUGAAGAUGAUGAUGAUGAUGAUGAUGAAGAAGGAGAAGGAGAAGGAGAAGGAGACAAGGAACUCUUUGCAGAAGCAGCAGAUGUCGGUGCGGAUCGACGAACCGCAACUGUUUGUGAGCAUGUCCAAGGAGCCGACGCAGGAGACGGUGACGGUCGGAACCGCCGGCGCCAACGACGAGACUGGCAGCAACUGCGACGAACGGCACGACGAUCAGAUUGACGAGGUGAGCAAGAAAGUGAGCCUUCAAGAACCAAGAUUCGUGUUCAGAAGUGUUCGGGUUCGGCCCCAGCAUCCCCAGAUUUGACGCCGAACCUCAGCAUGUUCGCCGACCUGGAGUCCCGUCAGAAAGUGGUCCAACGGCUGCUCAACUCACAAUUGAACUUAUCAAAUCUCCGCGCGCCUCUCAAUUUACCCCCGAUCUUCCAGGCCCUUCAGACACCCUUCAACAUCCAGGUGAGUGUCUCGAGUUCUUCCCGUUUUCCAGAUUCCUCCCAGUUCCAGUACAACCGUCAAUUCCAGCAGCAACUACUCGGAUUGGCGUCCGGAUUGACAGCCGUCUCUCCGGGAAUCGACGAUUACGACGAGGAGAAUGCGAAUCAGGGAGAGCCCGAAGACCUGACGCUCGGAUUCCGGAAGGAGACAUCGGUGAAGUCGGAAGAGCCCUCCGAGCCGGGAAUUAACGCUUCCGGACCGGCGUGGUCCUACGAGGAACAGUUCAAACAGGUGGGCAUUACCAUUACCGGUUUUUUUCCGUUUUCGUUUCAUUUCGUUUCGCUCGGCAAUCCGACACUUUUGUCCUCCAAUUACCAUAGAGACGAAGCUUGGUACCUAGUUAAUUAUGAACAACAACUCUUCUUCUUCUUCUCUCUCCUGGGCCUACCGUAUUCCAGGGCAUACACGAUGAAGCAUUGUGUUCACACAUUUACGAGUCUAUUGUUCACACCGAAUCACUAAUUCGCAUUAUUUGUGCCAACUCUCCCUCUCUCUCUCUCUCUUUGGGCAAGGAGAAGCCGCCUUGAAACCUAAUCAAUUAUGAGCUCUGGCGUGUGUAUCGAUUACAAAAGAAAAAGGGCUACAGUAAUCCAUGUCAUCAAUCUAAGCGGGCGGGAGCAGGGGGCUCGUUUUUCGAUUGAUCAGUGCGCGGAGGAAGAGCGCGAGAAGUGCGCGCCCGGACGGAUUGUUUGCCGAGCCGAUUGGCUCGAAUCUGUCGGAUUAAUAAUGUAAGAAAGAAACAUACAACUCUCUCUCUCUCUCUCUCUUCCUCCUUCUCUCCUCCAUCGCUUCUUUUGUGUUCGCCCCGUUAUCAGCUGAUUAGAGUGGGGAAGAGAGGGGGACUGGCGAGAGAUCGAGAACAAAGAUCUCGGCCACGUGGCACCAUCCUUAAAGGGAAGUCUUUUCUAAAAAUAAUAAUCUGGAAAAAAUAAGAGUGUUGACAGUUCCAUGCAGCAAAAACAGAAUUCCGGAAUGUUUGCAUUCAAGUCUGAGAAAACGCAAUCAAAGUUUGGUUUCGCUCGUGGAAGAGAAACUGCAUUCUGGAAUGCUAGGCCAUCAAAUGUUUUCUUUUUUUUGCACGUGCGCACUUUUUGUGAAAACCGACCAGUAUUCCUUAUCGAUAAGUGCCUAUUUCGAUAAAUUAUCGAUACAUUUGUCGAAAUUUUAGCGGAAAAUUAGUCUAAACUUUUUUUUCGGCCGUACGUUAACCAAACGUCAUUUCGAAAUUCAGUUUUUGCUGCUUGACAAGACAAUUAUUGAAUUUUCAAGGAAUUAUUUUUUCACGAGACUUCAGAAUACAUCAGAUCCGCCGACAAUUAUGUUCUGGGGCGGGCUCGAAACCAUCGAAGAACUGUUGAGAGACAGAGAGCCAAAAGUUUUCCAAUUUCUGUUCACUUUCUAAUUGGGCUCUCCGCGGGCCGCCAUCCGGAUGCGAUCAUUGUCUUUCCGUCGUGCGAGCAAUAAAAACGGACCAAAACUAAUAAUAAUGAUAGUGGAGAAUAUAAUGGGCGAAUUGCGAGUUUACAACAUGUAAUAAUGGCUUCAGUGGUCGCGGGCCAUCCGGAGAGCCCACUGAUUUAUGUGUAUGACCAAAACGACUUUUGCUCCUGGUCUUCUGCUUUGAAUUUAAUAAAAGACAAGUACAGUAAUCCAUCUCAACUGCGUCAAUUCCUUCAUCAAUUAUCUUUAAGAAGAAGAAGAGCGCUCGUGCUAAUUGAGUGGGGCACCGCGAAUAUUUAAUUAUGUGAAGAAGAAGGGGAAAAGUUUUUAGGCAGGCGAAAUGAAGUAUUACUUAUUAGCUCUUACAUAUUACAUUGCCAAUUUCGGAAAGGAAAAUGAGCAUGUUUUGAUGGGCGCCCCGCGGGGAAAACGGAAAAAAGAAAGAUGAAAAUAAAAAUGAAAAUGAGUUGUUGCAGUUGUACGAACUGUCGGACGAUGUGAAACGGAAGGAAUGGCUCGACGACUGGCUCAACUUCAUGCACAGAAUAGGUGGGAACAUAUGACCGACUUAGGGGUUUAGAAGACUUUUCAAGGCCCGGUCGACCUGAGUUAAAAUUUUUUGAAAGUGUUGGGAAAAACUAUCGAUUUUUCAGCUGUUUAGGGAGCGUUAUGAUAAAAUUCACAUGGGGAUUCCAAAACUGCUUUUCUUUGCUGAAUAGCUCUGGAAUUGAAGAAAAACUUGUCGAGCAUAAAUAAUGUCUUGAAAUUGUAGUACUGAAACCCGGACCCGGCCCGCGACAAGUUUGACACUCCAAGUUUUACAUUUACAAUGUUCUGUUUUGAACGAGUUUUUGAAAAUCUUCUUGCAGGAAAGCCAGUGACACGAAUACCGAUAAUGGCGAAACAAGUGCUGGACCUCUACGAACUGUACCGUCUCGUCGUCCAACACGGAGGCCUCGUCGAAAUAAUCAACAAGAAGCUGUGGCGGGAGAUCACGAAGGGCCUCAACCUGCCCUCCUCGAUCACUUCGGCCGCGUUCACCCUCCGAACGCAGUACCAAAAGUACCUCUACGACUACGAAUGCGAAAAAGAGAAGCUGUCGAAUCAGGCGGAUCUGCAGCAGGCGAUCGACGGAAAUCGGCGGGAAGCUCCCGGAAGACGGACGGCGCCCUCUUUUCCGCUUCCGUUUCCGCUUCCGCACGCCGCCAACGCAGCCGCCUCGAUGCUCAAUAAGCAAUUGAACGGACUGGCGAUGAGGAACGGUGAGGGCGCGACGGAGCACGGUUGCAUCACAACGAUCCUUGCAGAGUUGCUCGACGACGAGAACACACUGAACCUGCAAGCGAGCGGGCUGUUCGGCGGCAGCUACGGGGCCGAUCAGAUGGCCAUUCUGGAAGCGCACCACCGGAAUAUGGAGAGGGCACAACGAGCGGCGGAGCACAUCUCUCGGCACACGCUCGGACUCACCGUCAGCACGAACGGAGCCAACGGCAACGGAGCGACGGGCGCUCAGAAUGCGUCGGGACGUGAAUCCACGUCGAGCAACGAUUCCGACAUUCCCGGUGAGAAUCCGAAUCGAAAUCCGAGCAACUUGAAAGGUUUCUUUGCAGCGAAAAGGCCGAAAUUAGAAAACGAUAAACCGAACGGCGCGAAUUCCCUUCGAAUCAGUACAAAACAAUCAGGUAACUCUAGAGUUGUGGGGAAUUUGACCACAAUAAAAAGUUGCAGACGGUUCAAAGAGCUCAAUGUCCGUCUCGAUGGAAAUCAACGGAAUCACCUACCAGGGAGUAUUAUUCGCACUCGAAGACGCCGACUGUUGA
Caenorhabditis sp. 36 PRJEB53466 is the source of this 3760-nucleotide messenger RNA. NCBI's taxonomy places the organism in Eukaryota, Metazoa, Nematoda, Chromadorea, Rhabditida, Rhabditidae. The record is from the annotation of a GenBank genome assembly.